AUGCCAAACACAGCAUUCAUCGCCCCUAUGAAAUCUCCUGUGGCAAGGUCGCCUGGAAGUUCAAGAAGCGAUCUUGCAUCCAAGCCCACUGCCAGAGGAUCGACCUCAGCCACUCCCAGCUGGAGUUCCCAAGAAUCUGCAAGCCGCGAUGGCCCCAGGCCGACCCCUUCUGUGCCCACUGUCCCGCUGGCCAGUGCUUGGUCCAAACCUUUGGCCGGAGUGUCCCGCAAGCAGGCCCCUGAUCUCACGUCCCUCACAGCAUUCCCGCCGGCCAGAUUCUCACUACCUUCAACGCUGGAGGAUGAAUUCCCACUACCCACCGCAGCACUUGCGUCCAGCAAAUCUGAAGACGCUUCCCGAUCAGGCAGCGGGUUGGCCUCGGCGAGGUCAGACGAGCUGCAGAGUGCGACCCCACAGACGUCUUUGCCACAGGCAUCUCCAUGGGGACCUGGCAUGCGAUCAACCUCCCAUGGCCGGAGUCAGUCCUUGGUGGCAGACAACACAGCGAGCGCCAGGAUGGUCACAAGGUACCCGCCAGCACCCAGCGCGGAAUCCACAGACCUCCCCGUGGGGAUGGAUUACUUGCAGGAGGCCCAGCUCACAAAGUCCCAGAGACGGAACAUGAAGCGCACGGAGCGGAAGAGGAAGGGCGCCAACAACGAGAAGGACUCCCUGUCGUCCUCGCUGGACAACACGCCCUGCGGGAGCCCACCCGAGCAGGAGGCUGAGAACGGGAUUGGCAGCGUGCUGAGGGACCUGUGCGUGGAGAGCCUGGUGGCCUGGAAGGCCACCAAGCACUUCAAGCAGCUGCAGAUGCUGGGCUUCACCGCCCCGCAGAGCCUGCGCGCGCUGCAGAGGUACGGCAGCGACAUCGAGCUGGCGAUCGCCUGGCUGCUGGAUGGCGGGGUGGAGGCCGACGAUGACUGCUUCGGCCUGCCGGGGGACGUGGCGCCGGAGAUCAACCUCACGGACGAACUCAACCUCCUAGCGGAGAUGCAGAGCGUGUUCGGCAUCCCCCACGACGUGAUCGAGCAGGCGGUGGUGGACUGCAACGGCGACCUCAACGCGGCGGUCUGCAGCGUGCUGGAGCGUCGCGCGGACGCCCCCGCCGGCAAAGAUGCGGACAGGUUUCAAGACGCGGACCGCCUUUGCGAUCCUGGCGCGGCGCAAAGCACAAAGAUCCCCUCGUCCACAAAGCCCCCCCCGGGCUUCGAUCGGGAUCGCACCGUGGAAUCUUAUUCUUACCGGAGCGCGUCAGCCGAGGCCGGGGAUGGUGUGGGCAUGGGCGGCGCCAGGGCGCCCGGAGGCCUGCUGGAUGCCCCAGGCCACGUGGUGGACAGGUGGGCGCUGGGAGGGGUCCUGGGCAGUAACCUGGACGCCUACCGGAGCGGCGCCGCGGACUUCACGUCUUUAGGCAUCCGCGCCGCCCGCCUGCCCGCCGACGGGACCGGCGACGUCGAUCUCGCGAAGCUGUCCCAGCGGCGAGGCACGGAGAUCCCGCUCCUUGGCGGCCACGGCUGCGGGCCGCAGGCGCCCUUCUGCGGCGGCGGGAGUGGAAUGGCUGGCGUCGCCGGCGUGGGCAACCUGGUCACGGAUUUGGAGCAUUACAACAGGCUGAUCCAGAGCGAGGGGUCCAGUAGCGUGUUCGAUCGGCUGGAUCGGCUGCAAGGGGGUUAUGGCGCCGAGGGCGGCGCCAAGGGCGGCGCGGGGCUGGCCUGGGGCCAGCUGCCCGGUGUGGAGGGGGGCCGGUGCACGGGGGACGGGCCUCAAGGCGCGCUGCGGGGUGCCGGGGCGGUCAGCGGCAGUGAGGUGGAGCAGGCAGAGGAGUUGGAACACCUGCUGGGGUCGCUGCUGUGCCGAUAG
Molecule: messenger RNA, 1863 nt
Organism: Ostreobium quekettii
Lineage: Eukaryota; Viridiplantae; Chlorophyta; Ulvophyceae; Bryopsidales; Ostreobiaceae
Source: the annotation of a GenBank genome assembly